Molecule: messenger RNA, 12012 nt
Organism: Globicephala melas (long-finned pilot whale)
Lineage: Eukaryota; Metazoa; Chordata; Mammalia; Artiodactyla; Delphinidae
Gene: KNOP1
Product: lysine rich nucleolar protein 1
Source: RefSeq, a predicted model, not a curated record
UUGAGCACCACUGGCCCACACCAGCUGGUCCCCUUUAUUCCGCCUUCCCCUGCCUUCGACCUGACUAUGGAUGCAGGCUGGAGGCUGCGCUGCCUAACCUCGGGCAAGCCUCUCAGAGCCUCUGUUUCCCCUACGUAACAUGGGGAGCCCGGCGGGCCCGCUGCGAGGCUGCCAGGAGGCCUCGCGCGUCAGCCGCCGGACGCACCUUAGGCGCCCAGGAAGCGCCGGCCCCACCUGGCCGCCCGAGUCACGCCCCUCUCGGCCGGCCCGGGCUGCCUACCUUCGCAGAUCUCCUCCCACAGGUUCUUGCCGGGCAGCUCCGCAACCUGUCCCGGCGAGACGCGCAGAUCCAGGGACACGGGAGACACGACGGGCCCUGGCGUCCUGGCGGUGAUGCACGACUCAGUUGAAAGCGCCCGUUCCAAGCGCUGAGAGACACCGCUCACCUGUCCCGGAGCCGCCAUGGCUGCAGUUUCCACGGCAACCGCGCUCCCCGCUAGGCCUCGACCCGGAAGUAAACACAUCUUGCGGGGGGGGGCAGCGAGUCGAGAUUGACUUCCGGGUCACGGCGGAGUGGGCUCUCACGUGGAGGCGGGGAAGUUUGGCCUUCGGGAAUGAUCACUAAGACUCACAAAGGAGACCUGGGCCUUGGGCUCCCAGAGAAAAAGAAGAAGAAGAAGAAGAAGGUAGUUAAAGAACCAGAGACUCAAUACUCGGUUUUAAACAGUGACAGUUAUUUUGCGGAGGUUUGUCCCACAAGAGCCACAUCACCCUCGAAGAAUGUGGUCCAAGAGCAGGCACCCGAAAUGCCUCUAAUGAAGAAAAAGAAGAAGAAGAAGGGUCACGGCACCGUCUGCGAGGAGCCCCUAGAACCUGAGACCAUGUUACGUGCCAGACGGAUUGAGCCAUCUCCCAGCCCCAGGAAGCAGGCACUUGGUCCAUCUGAGUCCCUUGGUAGGGAAAAGAAGAAGAAGAGAAAGUCCGUGUCCCCUGGCUCAAGGGUGAAGACCUCCCCAGACCCCAGGCAGGGCGAGGAGGUGACCAGAGUUGGCAAGAAGCUCAGAAAACACAAGAAGGAGAAGAAGGCGCAGGGAGCUACAGCCUUCUCAGCCAGGGACCCUUGGUUCUGUGAGGCCGGGGACGCUUUGUACACUUGCUCAGCUGGGAAAGGUGGCGUCCCUGAGCAGGCAGCCUCGGGACAGAAACGGAAGCAGGGGAGCCCCAGGGAGCACAACGUGAAGAUGAAGAAGAAAAAGAAAACCCAUCAGGAGGGAGAUACCCCCCUGGGGCACCCUGAGCUCUCCAGGUCUGUGGAGAGCAGCCGUAGGAAAGGAAGUAAAAAGAAGUCAGUCAAAGUUGAAGCUCCGGAUUACAUCCCAAUAGGAGAUGACCCCAAGGCCCCUGUGAAGAAGAAAAUGAAGUCCAAGAAGAAGGCAGAGCAGACAGACACUGAGGAGCCCGCUCUGAAGAGGAAGAAGAAGAGGCAGGAGAGCAGAGCAGCAGGAGAACCUUGGGAGGAGGAGCCAGACACGGACUUGGAGGUGGUGUUAGAAAAGAAGGGCAACAUGGACGAGGCGCACAUAGACCAGGUGAGGCGAAAGGCCUUGCAAGAAGAGAUCGAUCGUGAGUCGGGCAGGACGGAAGCUUCUGACACCAGGAAGCAGACGGGAACUCAGUUUGGCCAAUGGGAUACUGCUGGCUUUGAAAAUGAGGAACAGAAACUGAAAUUUCUCAAACUCAUGGGUGGCUUUAAAAAUCUGUCCCCUUCAUUCAGUCGCCCCCCUAACACGGUCGGCAGGCCCAACAUGGCCCUCAGCAAGAAGGUGGCCGACACCCUGCAGCAGAAUCUGCAGCAGGACUACGACCGGGCCAUGAGCUGGAAGUACAGCCGGAGGGCGGGCCUCGGCUUCUCCACGGCUCCGGACAGAAUCUUUUAUAUUGACAGGAAUGCAUCCAAGUCAGUCAAGUUUGAAGAUUAAACUCUCCUGUCUUGUCCCCAAAACGGUUCUUUUACGCAGAUGAAAGCCAUAGGACAGUUGUCUCCAAUCGAACUCCUGCAGAGAUAAAGGACAAGUAUGUUGAUGUGCUUGGACAAACUGGGGUGAGGGCAGCUCGUUUCAGGAACCAGGAGAACAUGGGAGUGGCUGAAACCUGUUUUCUGUGUGAAGCUUCCGUCCCUGUUGAAGACAGUGAGUAUCAACAGCAGUAGCUCACACUUGUCUAGUGCUUACUGUGUGCCAGGCACAUAUGUGUCUCCCUUGCAUUAAUGUAUUUAAUCUUCAUGAUUCUGAAACAGGUGCUAUUAUUAUCCCCAUCUUAUAGAUGAGGAAACAAGUUCAGGAAUGAAGUAAUAACAUUGCUUGGGGUCACCCAACCAGUAAGUGCCAAGUGUACUUUUGUGCCCCAAGACCGAUGUCACUGUUCACCACACUGAAUGUCCCCUCUAGGGAAUUUCACCCAGAAUACUCAUUGAGGAUUAAAAUGUCUCCAUUGAGGAAACAGAAGCUUUUUACAUGCCUAAAUCUCAAACAGGAAGCAGGAUUAAUGUAAACAGGAGAAGCAAGCUCAUUUUCCCUCCCCCUUCUCAGAGUAGCCACAGGCAAAGAGGCGUUUGGAUGCCACCAGGCAGAUGGGGCUGAGCUUCCUCUGCUGCUGGGAAGUGUGCUUCUAAACCCAUCUUGCCUUUUGCGUCUCCUUCCAUCCCCAGUGCCAAGCUUGCAUUUCACCUUUCUGCUUUAACUGCAUUCUGAACAGGCGCUUUAGAGAGCAGGUGGUUAGUCCUCCACGUGAGCCGAAGGCACAUUAAUUCCCAGGGACGUGUUUAUUGGAUUCUUUUCAAUCACGAGGAGGAGAAUCCCAGGCGACUUCCCUGGAGGAGGUCGACUGCCGGGAGGCACAGACGUGGGGAUGACAGGGCGUUGCCUCAUCAGCCUGGGAUCAGUGUUUCCAAGCCUUGAGGCUACAGCCAGCCUCACAAAGCUCCAGGUACAGCCACCCGAGUGACAUGUGACCACCUUCUCCGCAUUCACCUAGCAUUUUGCUUCCCAAAAUAUCAGUUCCAAUUGGGCCUUUUUCACACCACUUGGCUUGAACUCCUGCUACAGACAUCCUGUCUCAGGCAGGCCUGGACAGCCAGGAAGUUCAGCCUCUGACGUGGCAGGGAGUCCUGUCCUGUCGUAGGGGGUUGAUUCAGCUUCCCAUGAAGGAAACGAAUGUUUCCUCUCUGCUCCAUCAUCCUCAGUGUUGGCUUCAUCAGGCUGGUGGAAAGAUGGCUGUAGCAGUUCCAGGCAGCGUAUCAAGACACUAGACCAUUACAGAGGAAGAAGAAAAACCUUCUUGUGGUUCAAGGAAACUUCCAGAAGCCCUUUUGUCAUAACUCAUUGCCCAGCAGUGGGUCACAUACCCAUUCUUGAGCCAGCCCCUGGCAUGUGGAGGGAGACUCUCAGGCCAGUCAGGAAGGAAGACUGAGGUUCGGGUGCUGGUGAGAUGAACAUGGGUCCACUACUGCCCCAUGGGGCAGAGGUGAGGCAGGCCUGCCUGGGCCCUGACCAGCAAGCAUCGGCCAGGUCUAGAGUCCUACGAGUCUGUGUUAGCAGUGCUUCAGGUGGGCCACUUCCCUCGGAAGGUGCACUUGGCCUUUCACGGAUUCCACCUUGAGAUGCGUAACGGAAGAGGCCUACACGGUAAGAUUCUGCAUUUGAGUUAGCUUCAGGGCACAUCCCAUUCCGACAGGGGAAUAAAUCUUUCCCAGUCUUGAUCCACACUACAGGAACUUGCCCAGUGUAAAGGGAACCAACCACUGCUUCUCUAAUCGUUUUUAUUUUGCUGAGAGAUCACACUACAGUUUGGGCCUGCUCGGCUGUCAGGAAGGACUGUGCUCAGCCAUCUACCGGGUGCUUCCGGAGAGUGGCUGAGCGAUUGUCCCUGACCUGUCCCCACAGUGGUAGCUCUCACUAGGGUGUGGUGGUCAGGCCUUUCCCCUCUUGCUGUUCAGUGUCUUCAGUCUGUGUGUGAUAGGAUUUGACUUUCUAGCUCAGUGUGGCUGAAUGAGUUCCACUUGGCUUGGGAAGGUUAUUAAAGUCUGUUCCUGAAGCAGGGUCUAAGCAGAGAAGGCUGGGCAGCCCAGACGGCGAGAUGCCAAGUGUCCUCAGAUUGAACUUAGCCUUGUCUGGCUGCUCUCGUAGGUGCAGACCACUGUUGCUCUAGUGACAGCUCCUGCCCUGCAGUUAGCUGGGCCUCCGUCCUUUCGUAAAUUAAACAACAUUGUCUUGAGUCACCUAUCCCCCUUUUUCCCCAUGUCCUGGGCCCUCCUCAAGCUGUCUGCAAGUUUCUGUGGUGUGAUUUCCCAUGUUGUUCCUCAUUUGUUGACUCCAUGUAGCACACAGCCUGUCUCCACUGGAACAAGGCGGUUUUUGGAUUUUUACUCAGAGUCUGGGAGAGAUGGGUGGGAGGUCUGGUAUUUAAGCACAGCCAAGGUCUUAGCUGAAUAUGUAACAACCCUGUUCUUGAACUUGUCGGCUGUUUCUCCCUUGGGGGUUGCUCACCGACUGACCCUCCUCCUAUGGCAAGGUCCUUCCCUCCUUAUAACUGCCUUUAUCCAGCCGUUCCCCAGACCUCGUGAUUCUUAACCACUUUUUUAUUCCUUGGGGUGAUUCCUGCUCUUUCGCCUUAGCCCACUAGGCCCCUCCCUGAGGCCACCUUUCCGUAACUAGACUGGCCCAUCAAAAGUAUUUGCCAGAUAGACACAGUUCUCCCCUUAAAAAUUGUGUGUUCAGCUCUGCAAACUUAGAACUGUUCAGGUUUGUGGUUGGAAUAAUGCCCCCGUGCCUCCCCCGCCCCAUCCAAGUCCUAAUAUUGGAACCUGUUAAUAUGUUGUGAUACAAAACAAAAGGGAGUUUAAGGUAGCAGAUGGACUUAAGUUUGCUAAUCGGCUGACCUUAAUAUGAUUAGACUGGGCCUACCCAGAUAAUCCAGGAUUAAAAGUAGAAGAGGGGACAGAAGAGUCAAGAGACUUGCAAGAAACACUCAACAAGCUGUCACUAGUUUGAAGAUGAAGGGGCCACCAGCCAAGGAAUGCAGGUGGCCUCUAGAAGCUGGAAAAGGCAAGAAAACUGAUUCUCCCCUAGAGCCUGCAGAAGGAAUACAGCCCAGCUGACACCUUCACUUUGAAGGUAAGCCCACUAGACUUCAGACCAGUAGAGCUGUAAGGUAGUAAAAUUGUGACGUUUUAAGCCACUAAGUUUGUAGUAAUUUAAAGCAGCAAUAGAAAAUUAAUACAGGCCUCAUGCAGAAGUUUUUCUCACUUUCACCUUAUUUCCUAAAAUUUUUUGAUUUUUUUUGUGUUGUUGGUCCAUCAUCCUUCAUGUAGUAGCAGUAGUAGACUUCACCUCGUGUAGGCCAUGGUCUUCAGAGACUGGCUAAUUGAUUUAGUAACAGGCUGAGGAAACCACACAAGAACAUAGAAAAUCUAAGCUUCCGCCUGGGCCAGGUAACAUAUGGUUCAGAGGCUGCUUUGGUGUAACGGAUACCUGACCGAACGUGAAAGUCCAAGUCCAGGUUAAUGGAAGAGCAUUAGGAAUUCACUGACUCAGGCUUGGGCGCUGAUGCUGUCUGAUGUGUACAGCCUCAAAGUAGAUGACUUAAAAGUGCAUAAUUUGUAAAUUUGCCGAUUGAUUUUCAUUUGAAUAGUAUAUAGUAAAAGUGGUAUAGGAAGUAAUUUUAAUGAAAAUAAUUUGUGAAAUAAAGGCCACUGGGGAACAUUUGAGCAAUACCACUGUGCUUUCUGAAUGUCUGUUAUGUUCAGUUGAGGUGCAUUCUUCAGUACACGCUGUUCCUUAACGGAGGCCGUUUUCUCGUGGGGUUCACUAUUAAGCCAGCCGGAAAAUCCAUAGCAUAUUCUUGGUCCCAAGCUAUUCAAUUAAAACAUGAGUUUAUGUAAAUUAAAAAAAAUUAUUUUAGCUACUUUUACUGUGUGAACUGUAAUCAGGCUUUUCACAGAGUAGAGGUAAAAUGUAGUCUAUCUACAUUCAGUGUAUACCUUCCAAAAGUACAGUAGUUUGGGGGCACUUUUAUUUUAUUUAUUUUUUUUUGCGGUACGUGGGCCUCUCACUGUUGUGGCCUCUCCCGUCGCGGAGCUCAGGCUCCGGACGCGCAGGCUCAGCGGCCAUGGCUCACGGGCCCAGCCGCUCCGCGGCAUGUGGGAUCUUCCCGGACCGGGGCACGAACCCGUGUCCCCUGCAUUGGCAGGCGGACUCUCAACCACUGCGCCACCAGGGAAGCCCCUGGGGGCACUUUUAAUCCACAGCUUGGAUGCAUUUUCCUGCACAAGGGGUUCUAGGCUGUGAGUCACCACCACCACCAAUACUAAUGCUCUUACUGAUUCAGAAUGUCAGUGGAAGCUCAUUAGUGGUAAUACAAGAAUGAGAUUCCACCAAACUGAUAAAAAAGUAGACAGAAUCGUAUGCUGUUUAGGGUUAUGGCUGCAAGAAAACCAGGCGGUAUGUUUAGACACGUUCUCUUCCGGAUGAGAGUCAACUGUAUUAAAUGAACAGUCAGGAACAUAAGUGUUCCUUCAGGAGGUUUAUUCAGUUACAGUAUAUUUUCCAUCGAAGCCACAGGGAAUCUCAGAUUUGACCUCGCUUUCUCCUUUAAUCCACCAGCAUAUUCUAAAUCCAGUCAAGAGCUGAUUUUGAUAUAAAGCAAAUUAGGGAAAGGGCACAGUGGGUCUGUCAAAGUGGACUGCUUUUCAAGGUUCUUUUUCCAAUUAAAAAACACCUUCCAGAAAGGAAAGAUGUUACUUGCAUUCUUCAGUUUUUCCCUAAAGGCCCAUCUGAAGGCCACCUGUGCAAAGAAACACUAAGAUGCUGUGCUCAGUGAGCAGGAGUGGAUUCGAAUGCUCUGCCAGCUCCCGCUUGUUCACUUCACUGGCAGAAUAAUCUAGUAGAGAAGCCAAUCUGUACGUGUGUAAAAAUAAAAACAAAAACGCGAAACAGGUCUUUCUGGACUUGGCACCAGAGCCCCUAGGGUCAGGUCCUCGUCUGCAGAGGGAGCCUGAGGGCCAGCUCGGUCAGAUGCCCCAUGUCUGGGUGUUUGCUUCGCUUCUUGAUGUAUUCCAGAGUUUUCACCUAGGAGGAAAGAGAAAGACUCAUCUCCUUUCUGGUUCAUAACUCAGGGCUCCAACAAAUCAGCCAUAUCGGGAGCUCUGGCUUUUUUCUUAGCAGAGAAGGGAGGGGAAGAAACCAGCAGUUUUUAAAUAAGACUCCUUAGAUUAUAGCUUGCUCUUAAAAUCACCAGGAAUGACUGGUGUUUUCAUACAUGUGGUUUUUAUUCAGAGGGAAUUAAUUCUUAAUACUACUCUGUGGUCCCUUGGUUCCGGGACCAAACUGAGGAUACUGAAUCCCUUAUAGAAAAUGGUGUAGUAUUUGCUUAUCACCUACAUACCUCCCCCUGUAUAUUUAAAUCAUCUCUAGAUGACUUAUAACACCUAAUACAAUGUAAAUGCUAUGUAAAUAGUUGCUGAUAGGUGGCAAAUUCAGGUUUUGCUUCUUGGAAGUUUCUGGAAUUUUUUCCCCCCACUGAAUAUUUUUGAUCUGUGGUUGGUUGAAUCUGAGGAUGCCAGACUUGCAGAUACGGAGAGCCAUCUGUACUUUGUAGGGCCUGGCACCUUUCUGGAAGGGGAGACUGGGGCUGUUUGAUGUCCAGGCCCUGAUGUUGUGUUGAGGCCACUUGUGCCUGGCCAGUGGGCUUGCGUCACUCGCCAGGACAGCCGUGCCUGGUGGGCGUUGUGAGGGCCCCCACUCCCCCCACCCCUCCCCUCGCCUUGCCUCGCCUCACCAUGGUCCUGGUGUCCGCACAGCCGUGCCUCUGUGCCAGGUGCCACAGGUUGACGGACAGCUGGUUGAGCCUGUUACUGCGCAGGUCCCCAUGGGCCAAGAUGCUGUUAAAGAAAGAAAGGCCCAACGAGCUCUGGCGCUUUAGGGCCUGAUACAGAAAAAAGAGGUUACUAUCUGGCACUGGGGCUCAGGCCCGGCCCAGUGUUGACGCUGCCAGGGGUUCCAAGGCCAGCUCUACCACGGAUCUUCUGGAGGGCGAGCUGCUUAACCUCCCCGGGUUACCCCAGCACUGAUAGGCCGUCUUGCAUUAAUGCAAGAACAGGAGUAAACUGAACGGUAAGAUAUGUCUCUUACAGACGUGUCCUCAAGCCACCCAAAGUUUCAGUCACUAUUCCCACCCUCUGGGUGCUGGUAAUAAAGACCAAAGACAGCUCCCCGUGAAUAAUGCUCCCCAAUGCCUGGUGCCCAUGCCCAGCUUUUAUAGGAACCAUUAGGUAUUCUUCACACCAGAUCAUUCCUCUUUUGCUCAGUGAUCUGAUGUGAAAGGUACUCUCAAACAAGUAAAGUCUAGCCAAAACGUCAGAGUAGACCAAACCUGAACCCCAGCUUUGAAUGGUAAAGACAGAAGGGAAACUAAAUCUCCAAAAUGCAACAGGCCCAGGAGAAAAGAUACCAGCUCCCCAAGGUAAACAAGGGACCUGGGAAGGCCCAAGUCAGCAGGUGGGCCUGAGCAGGGGACCAGGUCAGAUCGCACAUCUGUGUGGGUCCUGGAGAGCUGACGCCCGGACCCUGGCUGGGUGCUCUUGGCUGCUGCUGCAGACGUCAGUGCUGCCAGGAGCCUUGAGUGUCUGCUUUGCUCCUUGGCAGCUAGCGGGUAUGGGGUCCUUACACUGUGACAGGUGUGAGCUCUGUGCCUUACACAGCUCACCUUGUUUAAUCUUCACAACUCUCUGUAGGUAGGAUUUUAGAGCUGGAUCCCAACUCAUGGUUAUCCAAACACUAAUCUAGGUGCUACUGUGAAGGGACUUUGCAGGUGUGAUUAAGGUUAUGGACCUUAGGGAGAUAAUCCUGGAUUAUCUGGGUGGGCCCAAUCUAAUCACUUGAGCCCUAAAAAGCAGAGAAAUUUUUCAGGCUAGAGUCAGAGACAGGUAGCAGAAGAGGAAAGCAAAGGAAAGGUGACGCAGAAGGGGAGACCAGAAAGAUUUGAAGCAUGAGAAGGACACGACCCACCACUGCUGGCUUUCAAGAUGGUAGAAGGGGGCCAAGAGCUAAGAAGUGCAGGCGGCUUCUAGAAUCUGAGAAGAGCCCUCAGCCAACAGCCAGCAAGGAAACAGGACCUCAGUCCUACACCGGAUGGAACUGCAGUGGCCAACUCAAGUAAGCUGGGAGGUGGAUUUUUCCCAGUGCCUCCUGGUAAGAGCCCAGCCACUCAACACCUUGAUUUUGGCUUUGUGAAACCAGGAGCAGAGAAACUGGCCCAGCGGGCACCAACUUCUGACUUACCAAACUGGUGAGAUUAUAAAUGGGGGUUGUUUUAAGUUUGUGGUGACUUAAAGCUGUAAUAGGAAACCAGUACGCUCCCAUUUUGCUGAUGAGGUCAGAAAGCUUCAGGAACUUGCUCAAGGACCACAGCCAGCAAGUGCAGAGUGAGGAUUUGAGCUCCGGUCGUCCAGUUCUGGAGCCUGUGCUGGUACCUACACCCUCCCAUGUCUGCCCCGGUUUAUAAGAUGCUCCCAUAGACCCAUGGUUAACAUCACAUUAGGCAUCCAAAUUCUGAAGAAGCUAACAGAUUUGCCCAGUGCAGCUACACAGUUUUAUCCAGGGAAAUAGGAACGAUUUGAUGUGGCUUAGACCAAUACAUAUUUUUUUUCCUGCUUUUUUCAAACAACCUACUAACUGUCCAUCUGUCCAUGCAUCCUUCCAUGUGUGGAGCCCAUAGAGCAGCAGACUACGCUAACUGCGGAGCCAACUUUGUUACCCCCUCCUGCUGCCCUCUCCCAAGUGAGGAUUUAAAGUCUUCUGGUGGAGAAAAAAACAAUGCAAUAAAACUGCCAAGGAGCAGCUAAGAAUGCAGUUGGGUGACAGUGGCUUUGUGACGACAGUGAAGAGACUCAAGCCCCCUAAACUGAGCCUGCCUGGACAACGGUCUGGACCAGGUGACCAUCACAGAAGCAGCUGAGCCGACCGAACAGCACUGCUGUCAAGGAGCGGGGUCACGCUGUCGGGUCCCAAGCCUGCAGGCACAAGGAGGGAAGGCUGGUAGACUCUAACUGGCUGGCAACUUCCUGCUUUGGGUUCCUUUGUUUAAUCAGACAGUGAGCUCUGCCCCAGUCGGGAACGCGGCAGAGACCAUCCAGUGGGUUCCAGCCCAUCCUGCGCGCCUUUUCAACUGGCUCUCAUCUGAUGCCUGGGCCCUGGUUUCUGCUCAGACCUAGAGGACCAAGCUAACAGAAAACUCUCAAAUCCAACUAUAAGAGUCUCCCGAGAGAGGCCCUUUAACUACAUUUCUUUGAAGCAAGGGAGAAUUUUUAGAAGUCAAACAAGUAAGACAGUAUCUUACUGGUUACUUCUCUAUGCUGUAUCUUCUCAAGCAUUUUACUCUAAAAGCCCAGUCCGCACGUGUUUUAAAUGCACAGCCCAUUAAAACGAGAUCGUUAGAGACGGGUCUGGGGCGGGCAGGCCGAGCAGGCGGCAUGCAGAGACCCAGGAAACUGAACACACGAGAGACCAAACCAGGGCCUCCAGCCCCUCCCCUCCCUACAGAGGCUUUAAAUAGAAGAGCUGCUUUUGUUUCUUUUCCUAGGGGAAUUGUCAUUUGCAGGAAGUUGUAACCGUCUGGCAUGGUUCCCAGCCUCACCACACCCAAACAAACAGCUUCAUAAAGCUGGUGACUAGGGCAGGGCUGGCUCCUUCUCAUGCAUGUAGAGGACAGUUUUGGAAGCAGGGCUGACACCAGCGCUGAGAGAUGAGACACUCAGCUCGGGCACCAGCGCUGGGCUUUCACAGCGCCCAGCUUGGCUCCACAGCAGGUGGAGAGAGGUCUGAGUGCUCCGGGUCUAGAGGCCUCCCCUCCCAGGGCCGCCUGUGCCGAACCUCACAGCAUGCUGUUAAAGUGAAGGAUGACACGUUCCAUCUUAGCUCAGUCCACCCAUAUUUUUUCUAAUAAAUGUGCAUAUAUGGGCAGACAUUUUCAGUGAGAGUCUCUGGUAUUUAUGUGAGUUGAAAUGUACUUCAGAAACUUUCCAGCCCUGCUAUUCUUUCAGAAUUAUUUCAGAGUCCUUAUCACAGUCAAUGCCUCCUCCCCGAAGAGAAAGAGACAAAUGUUAAAACAGUUCCAAAUUAUAUGGUUCUGGGCUCUAUUUUUGUUGUGAGCCUGGAGGUCCUAGACUGUGGUCGUUUAUGCUGUCAGCAGCCACCUCUGAUUAGACCCAGCCUGUUGAGUCAGAGUGAAGAAAUGCAUUUUCAAGCCCCGGGGCACAUGUUUCUUGGGCAUGACGUGUCAAACACACAGCCCUGCUCUGGCAAGAAGCUAGAGCCAGAGCCUUGGCUGUAGGGAUCAGGGAAGGUGCUAAGAAUCCUUCACAGCAGGGGAGUGACCAGUGCAAGCUGAAGGUGAAGGACUCCAUUUCUCCUGCAGCGUAAUGAGGGCUCUCUCCUGAAGGCUGCCUACCGCACAGAGACGAAGUUUACAGGCUUUCGAAAAAGGCCUUUCAGUUGGAGGAGGGGUGAUCUCUUCUAGCACUAACGGGUUUGAUAAACCAGUUCCUGAAGAAAUUGGGGUUCUGAUGCUGCCCCCUCCACUGACAGCCAGUGCCCUCCAAGCAUUAACUCCCCAGCAUUCUACAGCCCUGCAGCCAGGGGGCCCCAGGGUCAGUGGGACCCACCCACAAUCCUCCCUCCCUAGAGAGGGCGCUGGGAGGCACUUGGGGCCCCCAGGGCAGCAGUGGUUCUGUGUUUUCCAUCUGCCUUUUGGCCUGCUAACCUUAAGGCUGGCCCUGUGUGCCGUGCCCCUGACCUCCGCAGUGGCCACUGGGGAAUGGAGUCUGGAAAAAAUGCCGCUCUCUCCAGGACCUGCUUGAAUACCCUGGGGAGAAUGGGAACGCGGGACAUACAUGUAUGUUGCGUGUGUGUGUGUGUGUGUGUGUGUGCAUGCAUGCGCACCCACAGCUAUAGAAUAUUC